GAAUAAGAGAACAAGUACAAGUCGGCGCAAGAAGUCUGCCUGGGCGUCUGAGUGUGGCAGUUGAGGGUACGAUAGCCAACCGUCCGGUUCUCGUUUAUCUAAGCCUAGCCCAGCCCUCCCGGACCAUAACCGGUCUUGUCCCAAAAAGCACCCACUUUAUUGUGGCACGGAUGUGUGUGUGUGUUGUGUUGGUGGCCUGAAGAAAGGGAUGUUGAUGACUGCACGCUGUAGAUAAGCCGAUAGGAAGAGUCCAACAACCGACAUAGGCUGCUGCAGUCUCUGUCGUUCGCUAUCUACCGGCAAUCAACUGAUCCACAUCAAACGUUCGGUAGAGAUUCUACGGUCAGGCGAGUUAACGGGAUUCCUGUCGGGUCGCGAAUCGGUUCCAGCAUGCGGUGCCGCAUCGGGUUGUGGACUCUGUUGCUGCUGGCGGUGGCUGCCAGUGGUCACCCAGACAGCUCGAGCAUCCAGUUGACGAAAGAGAACUUUCAAUCGGAAGUUGAUGGUGACAAUGUGUUCGUCAUGUUCUACGCACCAUGGUGUGAUUACUGCAAGAAGCUAGCACCGACGUGGGCUCAGCUGGCGGAGACGCGCCACGGUGAGUCGUUCGGUGCGGUAAAGAUUGGCCGCGUGGACUGCACCACGGACGGCGAGCUGUGCACACAGCAGGAGGUUUCCGGUUAUCCGACGCUGAAGCUCUUCAAGAAAGGGAGUUUUGUGAGCGAUGGUGCCCUUGUGGGCAUUAAGUACCGUGGAGCCCGCGACCUGGAACAAUUCAAUGCGUUCCUGAACGAACAGCUUGGUAGUGGCAGCAACGGGUUGCUGACCGACGCCGUCGUAGACGACCACGGAGACGGCGGUGUUGGCGGCAGCGAAGCCGAAGAUGGUGAAGAGCUGCCCCCACCCCCUCCCACUCCGGACACGCCCCUGGUCGAGCUCACGGAGGACACGUUCGCGAAGCACAUCUCGACCGGGAAGCACUUCGUGAAGUUCUACGCACCAUGGUGCGGCCACUGUACGAAGCUGGCGCCAACCUGGGAGGAGCUGGCGAACACAUUCGAGCACGAGCGCGACAUCCGCGUGUCAAAGAUCGACUGCACGCGUUUCCGGCCGAUCUGCACUGACUUCGAGGUUAAAGGUUACCCGACGUUGCUUUGGAUCGAAGACGGCAAGAAGAUCGAGAAGUACACCGGUCCGCGCACCCACGACGAUCUGAAGCGAUACGUGACGCAGAUGGCGGGCGCUGCUGGCCUGCAGGACGGUGCGGCUGAUCACACUGCUGCGUCGGUGGAGGGCGCGCCGGACAAAGACAAUACGUCGGUGGUGGUGCAGCUGAGCGAGCGCGACUUCGCCAAUGCCAUCGCCAAAGGUGUCACCGCCGUGAAGUUCUACGCGCCGUGGUGCGGUCACUGCAUGCGGCUCGCUCCGACGUGGGAGCAGUUGGCGGAGAAGUUCGCGGCCCGCGACGGAGUCCGGAUCGCGAAGGUCGACUGCACGGUCGACGGCAACAAGGAACUGUGCGGUGAGCAGGAAGUCAACGGCUACCCGACCGUGUUCCUGUACCGCGACGGCGAGAAGAUCACCGAGUACUACGGCCACCGAUCGCUGGAGGACUUGCACGCUUUCGUCGUCCAGCAUCUGACCGGUCAGCACGACGAGUUGUGAACUGGCGGGGCGCCAUAUAAUUUUCUUACUUUUCGUUUCUGUCGCCCGCUAGUGAGGGCCAAUAAAAAAG
Messenger RNA from Anopheles cruzii, 1735 nucleotides. RefSeq names its product thioredoxin domain-containing protein 5 homolog. The record is from RefSeq and is a predicted model, not a curated record. Bases 391 to 1665 code for a protein of 424 amino acids. Gene Ontology annotation, cellular component: endoplasmic reticulum. Lineage: Eukaryota; Metazoa; Arthropoda; Insecta; Diptera; Culicidae. Gene Ontology annotation, molecular function: protein disulfide isomerase activity. The transcript is spliced from 2 exons. Gene Ontology annotation, biological process: protein folding.